AUGGACACUUUUACCGCCACCACUGGACACUACGAGAGUAACGCGUUUAACAUCACACUGAACUCAUCAUUUAGGUCUGAGGACGUCAAUACCUGA
Molecule: messenger RNA, 96 nt
Organism: Parastagonospora nodorum SN15
Lineage: Eukaryota; Fungi; Ascomycota; Dothideomycetes; Pleosporales; Phaeosphaeriaceae
Exons: 2
Coding region: 1-96 (31 amino acids)
Source: RefSeq, a predicted model, not a curated record